Molecule: messenger RNA, 2013 nt
Organism: Xylaria bambusicola
Lineage: Eukaryota; Fungi; Ascomycota; Sordariomycetes; Xylariales; Xylariaceae
Exons: 2
Coding region: 1-2013 (670 amino acids)
Source: RefSeq, a predicted model, not a curated record
AUGGCACCUGGACCGCAAUUGUUCUAUUGCCUCUGGCAGGACAGCCGAAUCCGCGAGACUCUAUUCGAAGCACUAUCCAAUGAUGACAUUGGCAACAUACGCCUGGCCAGCUCGGCAUGCUGCAACCUGGUCACUAAACGAUUAUUCCUACGAACCCACUUGACCUUCUCGGCCACCAGCUUCACUCGACUAGCUAAGGUUCAGGCCCUUUCAAGGAUAGGUCACCAUAUCGAGCAUUUAACUUUCUAUUUUCCUCAUUCAAAUGCUACCUUCUUACCGCCCCUCAUCCACCCUGAGAGUGGCCGGGAGAUCAGUUUCCUAUACACGCCCCAUACCUCAAUGGGAUCCGUGUUAGAGAGACCCAAGUUUGCUAACGAGGGUCUGGGUGAGAUCUUGACCUCGCAAUAUCCGCCCCUAUUUCACGCGGCCUCUAAUGUGCCGUCCUUUAUCAAUGCGAUGAAACACCUGGUCAAUAUCAGGCAUCUCACAAUUAAAACGCCGGGCCAAGAUCCCAAAGAACGCUAUCGACGAGACAUUGUAGACUAUGCCCUCAUCAGUCUUCGCGUAGCUCUCGAGCGGGCGCCUAUGAAGAAGCUCAAUAAGCUGUCUCUAUCUGUGCACCCCUCAGCAUUCCUGUAUUUACGCCCCACACAAGGUUUCGGCUGCUUGCCGUCCGCAGGUCGACGAUGGAAGCAGAUCCGGAAAAUGCACAUCAAUGUAGACUCAUGGGACUUUUAUGGCCCGUCCCCUGGUCUCGAUAAUCUCAAGAUAAUCCAAGACUUUUUGUACAAUCACUCCACAAACCUUGAAAAACUGUCCUUUACCUGGCACGGCCGCAAAGGCCCUUGCCCAAUCGCGCUUGCGGCCGAUCCUCUAUUCGCGCCGCCACGGAACUCACUGAAAUUGUUCCGUGAGGUCACUUCGCCCAUGUCGCCUCUACCACCAGCACCGCCGAGAAAACCAGUAGUUUUCCGCAAGUUGCGUUACCUGGCGGUGCGGAACGCGACCAUGAAUGCGGCGCAAGUGGCCGACAUAGUCACAUCGCACCAGCAUUGUGUGCGUGAAUUCGACUUUGAAAACUCUGUACUUGUUGGUGACGGAAGCUGGGAUGAGGCGCUUGCGCCAUUGAUGAAUAGCAACUCACAUAGUGGCUAUUGGACCCGUCACUCGAUGGCUACUGUUACUGAAAUCACCUGUUUCCGCUCUAGCAGACCACAAGACGUAUAUGAACCAGAGCCUUCAGCGGCUGUCGCAGCUGCCGCACGACAACUGUAUAAUAUUGAUUUAGAAGGUGCAGAGGAUGAACUCGACUACUAUUAUGAGGAGCAUCCCGAAGAGUUUGAGGUCGAGCUCGCUUCUGAUGUGGAGGCCGCGCGCCAGGCAAGCCUGUCAGCCACUAAUAAGAUCAAGAAGCGAACGGUCACCAAGCGGCGGCGCAAGCGCAAGCCCGGACAUGAACGCUCGCAUGAGCUCACACCUCUGUCACAUUCUAGGUCCGGUUCUGAGCCAGACCUCUCACACUCACCCAGCGACGACGCCGAUUCGGGUGAUGAUUACAUGCGGCCGCGGACUCCGGCCACCCCAGAAAUGAAAAUCUCUUCACCCAUCCUUGACACGUCGCCUAACAUGCCGACGUUAUUGCAACCCAAAGUAUAUGAUCCUACAGCAGAGUUAUGCUCCGAGAUCACAGCCGUCCAACGCGAUCUUGAAGCGGACGAGAAACACCGUCUCUUCGCGGAGGAUGCGGAAAUGCAGACCAGCGCGCUACGACGUGCAAAGGAGCUUGUACUGACGCGCCUCGGCAAAGAGUUUAGUGCCAGCAACUACGGCGCUGGUACUGGCGGCAGGUUAAGCCCCAAGAAGGAAAGCUUUGGUGCGCCAGCGUUUCUUAGCAGCGCCCGUUUCAGAGAGGGCUUAUUCGGGAAGAACAAUGGCCAUACCUACAACAGUACCACCUCUACGAUACCAGAUCACAGGAGCAUGGACGUACCGAUUUUAUUUAGUCGGGGAUGA